Phasianus colchicus (ring-necked pheasant) is the source of this 1100-nucleotide messenger RNA. It is a transcript of the gene TIMM10B, whose product is annotated as translocase of inner mitochondrial membrane 10B. The record is from RefSeq and is a predicted model, not a curated record. Lineage: Eukaryota; Metazoa; Chordata; Aves; Galliformes; Phasianidae.
AUGGGGCCUGGAGUCGGAGCCAGGAGCCACGUCCGCAGUGUGAGGCAGGGCCGCGGCCGGACCGGUCAGCGCCUCCCGGGACCCGGCGCGGCCUCCCGCAGCCCCAGCCUUCACCCCGCCCCUCCGGCCCCGGUCUCGCCCACCUGCACCGCCCCGGCCCCGCUGGGCGCCCCCGCCCCGGAGGCUCCGCGGCCCCGAUCCGCUUCGGCCCGGACGCGCCGGAAGCAGCGUCAGGAUCCGCGCGGGGGACGCCGGGAGACGGAACCGGAAGUGACGUCAGAUGUGGCGCCCCGGGCGGAAGUGCCUCGGGAGCGGGGGGGCGUGUCCGUCCUUCCCGGAAGUGCGGCGCGGCGCGGCAUGGAGGCGGCGGCGGCUGAGCAGCAACAGCAGCUCCGCAGCCUGCGGGACUUCCUGCUGGUGUACAACCGCAUGACCGAGCUCUGCUUCCGCCGCUGCGUCUCCGAUCUCGGUUACCGGCUGCUGUCGCAGCGCGAGGAGCGAUGCCUGGACGGCUGCGCCGGGAAGUUGAUCCGUGCCAACCACCGCCUGAUGGGCGCCUACGUGGCCCUCAUGCCCAGCAUCGUGCAGCGCCGCGCCGCCCGCCUGGAGGACGGCACAGAGCGGACGGCACCGGACGAAGCCGAAGCUGCCCGCGCGGCUCCUGACAGUUCUGCCGCGGGGCCCUCGGGCACGUAGCGGGGCCGCGAGUCUGGUGUGCCUCCGUGGCUGUGAGGUGGCUGCAGGACGGCCCGGGCUCGGCACGGCUGCUGGCGGCUCGGCGGGGCCCCCUAAUGGCGGCCUCGGUGUGGAGCGGCGGAACUGCUCAGCACCACAGCCGGGCCGCGCGGAGCCCAGUUCUCCUCUGCGUCUGCGCCGGCAGCCAGGCCUACCCACCCUGGUGGCCUCAGCCAGCGACAGUCUGCCAGCACUGCAGGUAGAGAGAAGGGAAUCCGUAGCAGCUGCUGCUCUGGCCAGGAGCUCCCGGCUGAAUUCUCUAUUGCUCCAGCGCCGGGCUCUCGCUCUCCAAAACUGAGUCUUUUGUAUUUGUAGGACACCAUUUCAUGGGGCUAAUAAAACAUUUCAUGUGUGUUGUGCUGUUA